Molecule: messenger RNA, 1585 nt
Organism: Selaginella moellendorffii
Lineage: Eukaryota; Viridiplantae; Streptophyta; Lycopodiopsida; Selaginellales; Selaginellaceae
Product: phospho-N-acetylmuramoyl-pentapeptide-transferase homolog
Exons: 7
Coding region: 14-1423 (469 amino acids)
Biological process (GO): cell wall macromolecule biosynthetic process; cell wall organization
Cellular component (GO): membrane
Molecular function (GO): phospho-N-acetylmuramoyl-pentapeptide-transferase activity
Source: RefSeq, a predicted model, not a curated record
UCUUCCAGGAAGAAUGAAGACAUUGGCGCUGCCUUGUGGUGCCAUGGUGCCACUUUGUCUCGUCCAGAGAGUGAGCGCUUCAGCUGUGGUUUAUCCGGUUGGGAGCUUGCACAAGACAGUGCCAAGACGUUCUGCUUGCUGCAAAGUUGUAUCCACAAAAGCAGCAGCAUUUGACGAUGUUUUCGGUUUUUCUGCGAAAGAAGAAGGAUCUGGGAUAGAAAAUGCGGGUGGUGCCAAUGCAGCUCGUGCGAAGAGGAGUAACUGGCAAGGAGGUCUUGUUAUCACUUUGAUUCUUUCCUCGGUUGUGUUCAUCGCAUUUAUUUUCGUCGAUUCUUUGCUAUGGAGAGCUGUCCGACGUUCCAGUGCUACGUUUCUUCUCACAGCUCCAUUUGUUUGCUCGCUAGUCGCAACUGGCUGCCUCGGAUCAUACUGCGUGCCGCUGCUUGCAAAGCUCAAGGCCCAGCAGAUAUUUCGAGUAGAGGGCCCGGCUUCGCAUCUUUCAAAGGCUGGAACACCAACAAUGGGUGGCCUGUUCUUUAUUCCGGUGGGAGUCGGUGUUGCGAGAGCUGCAACCAGAUUUUCGUCCACAGAAGUAGCCGGAGUAGCAGCAGCGACCCUGGUUUUUGCAGCUAUUGGCCUCCUAGACGAUUUUCUGUCGCUGGCGAAGAAGCAUAACUAUGGAGUUCCAGGACCUUUCAAGUUUCUUCUCGAGGUGGUCAGUGGCGUGUGUUUCUUCUUCUGGCUGGAUUCAGCGGGCUUGCCUUCUCCGUACAAAGUGUAUGUCAAUGUCAGCUCAAGUUUGGCCGAUAUCUUCUCUUUUCUUUUUUUCGGUUACAGGAAGAAUCUGGUGCCUUUGCCACCUCCAGUAGGCUUGUGGAAUAUUGGCAAGUGGUAUCUUCCACUCACUGCCUUUUGCUUCGCAGCAAUGGCCAACGGUGUCAACCUCACAGACGGUCUGGAUGGUCUUGCUGGCGGAACUGCUGCUCUGGCUUUUGCGGGAAUGGCCGUGGCUGUUCUUCCCAUAUAUCCUGCUCUGGGAGUUUUCGGAGCAUCCAUGGCCGGUGCUUGCGUGGGAUUCUUACUGCAUAACCGGCACAAAGCGUCCGUGUUUAUGGGAGACACCGGCUCCCUCGCUCUUGGAGCGGCUCUUGCAGCGAUGGCCUCAUGCACGGGCUUGUUUCUUCCUCUCUUCAUUGCAUCGGGCGUGUUUGUCAUCGAAACAGUCUCAGUCAUGGCUCAGGUUGCUUACUUCAGGUAUACGAAGAGAGUUCACGGAACUGGACGCCGUUUGCUGCGAAUGGCACCCUUCCAUCACCAUUUGGAGCACCUGGGGAUGGAAGAGUUACACAUCGUCGCUGGAGCAUACCUCGUUUCAGCUCUUCUAGUCACAUUCGCUGCUCACGUCGGCCUUAUUUCGGCUUGAAGAGAGGUAAACAUCAUGCUCGAGGAGAACCAUUACGCGUUUUCUCAAUACAGAUUACAUAUAUCUUCUGGAUCUGAAGAUGCAUUGACGAAGAGGGGACCGGAGACAAAGAAUGAAAAAAUGCUCCUAGGCAACUGUGAGUGAGGUUCUUUCUUUUCCUCU